AAUAUACUCAUUUUUGUGAAGAUGAGCAGUUCGCUGCAAUCAAAUCGUCAGAGUCUGAAUCGAAAAGUGGCCGUUAUGGGAUAUCCUCAUGUUGGAAAAUCGGCGUUGGUACUUCGUUUCACACAAAAUAUUUUCCCUGAAAGGUAUGAAUCAACAAUUGAGGAUCAACAUUCGAAGCACAUAGCAGCGUUUCACAGGGACUAUCAUUUAAGAGUCACUGACACAGCAGGACAACAAGAAUACACAGUUUUCCCGAGAAGUUGUUCCCUUGAUAUUAAUGGAUUUAUACUUGUUUAUGCAAUCGAUGAUAGAAAAUCAUUCGAAAUGUGCAGCAACAUCUAUGAAAAAAUCGUAAGAACCUAUGGUGACACAAGCAUUCCAAUUGUAAUUGUUGGAAACAAGACGGAUCUCAGCACGCAAAGGGUCGUUCGAGCAGAAGAAGGUGAAGAACUUGCUAGACAAUGGGAUGCGAAGUUUGUCGAGAUCACGGCCAGAGAAUCGAAUCGAGUGCAUGAGGUGUUCGAAUUGCUUCUCCGUGAGAUAGAAAUCUCGCGUGGAAAUCUAUCACCAACGGAGCGUCCAAACGGUAAUUCACCAAAAAGGAAUCCGUUUAAGGAUGAUGGAAAGCCGUGUAGUAUCAGUUGAACACAGUUUUUUUUAUUAUCAAUUUGUACAUUGUCUCUUUUCUGUUUCUUUUCCCCAAAAUAUCUAGGCUUCCUUCACUGCUAGUGCCCUAUUCCUUGCCGCUGGUCAAUAAUUAUCCGCCUUCGCUCUUCUUCGCUUCCUCACUUUAUUCGAUAGAUGCGAGACAAGAUAAAAAAAAUGAGAUCAGGAAAACGUGGCUUCUUCUCUUUUCCUGAGAAAUGUAUAUAUUGUUUUGAAAUUUGCGGAGAAAAAAUCACUUUCAACUGGUCUGUUUCUUUCAUUAUUUUGGUUUUCUCAACUAUUUGCUCAACUUUUUUUCCCAUUUCAAAGUGCCUUACACCGGUUUACAUGUCAACGUGAUUCUUGUGAAAUGGCUUUUUCCUAGGUAUAUAAUUCCUUCACAAUCAUGAUUUCUUUUUGUCAAAUCUCCACUUUCAUCCGGUUAUUGUUUUGUUAUUUUCUGUUUGUUUUCUUUUCCCGAAUCUGUUUCGUUGUAAAUACAUCAGAUCUUUUAAACUGUUAAUGAAAAUAAAUCUUAAUAGUUUUU
Messenger RNA from Caenorhabditis elegans, 1192 nucleotides. RefSeq names its product GTP-binding protein Rheb homolog 1 (gene rheb-1). Gene Ontology annotation, cellular component: membrane; plasma membrane. NCBI's taxonomy places the organism in Eukaryota, Metazoa, Nematoda, Chromadorea, Rhabditida, Rhabditidae. Gene Ontology annotation, biological process: signal transduction. The coding region runs from base 22 to 645 and encodes 207 amino acids. Gene Ontology annotation, molecular function: GTP binding; GTPase activity. The transcript has 6 exons. The record is from RefSeq and is marked reviewed.